Hemibagrus wyckioides is the source of this 2701-nucleotide messenger RNA. It is a transcript of the gene ciz1b, whose product is annotated as cdkn1a interacting zinc finger protein 1b. The record is from RefSeq and is a predicted model, not a curated record. Gene Ontology annotation, molecular function: nucleic acid binding; zinc ion binding. The transcript has 16 exons. Gene Ontology annotation, cellular component: nucleus. Bases 143 to 1936 code for a protein of 597 amino acids. NCBI's taxonomy places the organism in Eukaryota, Metazoa, Chordata, Actinopteri, Siluriformes, Bagridae.
CGCACGGGAGCGCACGUGCAGUUCUGUCUUUGCCCUCACUAGAUGAAGAAAACGUUUGAUUUAUUUACUAUCCUGGUGGAAUUUGAAGCUAACGACACUUAUAACUGGUUUGUGCAGCGCGGGGGAAAAGAAGAGAGAAAAGAUGAUCCGCGCAAAAGACAAGCAGCAGCAGCGUCUUCCAGCUAAUCCCCGAACCCUGAUCCCGUCCCUGCUGUCUCUGUCCACACCUCCACCUGUCCUCCACUCAGACCCUCUCCUGCGCACAGGGACACGAAUGCCAAGCAGAGGACCUCCUGCAGGACAUCCAUUUUCCUCUGCACAGACUGUCAGACCUGCUACUUCACCGGGCCUCCUCGGUCCAUAUCCACUGCUGCGGAAUGCAGUGCCCAUGCCCCGACGACCAGAGAUGUCACCGUAUCGUGGGAAGCAGCUACACCCACCUUUUCUAUCUUCAGGAGGAGGUCGGUCUCUUCUCGGUGCCGCUCCUGUCGGUGUGCCACUGAGGACACCACGUAUGGCUUUUCUACCUGAACAUCACAAUGAGUCACGCGGAGCUUUCAUGAAUAAGGAAGGUUAUCUUCAAAGAAAGAGGCACAACGAGCAUGUUGCUGAAGAGAAAAGUAAUGGACAGAUGAGCAAAUUCAGAACAGAUGUAAAAACAAAAGAGGGUAAGAAACUAAAAGCAUCUGUUGAAAAUCAGGCCUCAUCCUCUGAGCAAACAGAGCCACCUGGGAAAAAGCAGAAGAAUCAUGGAGCCACUGAGAUGGUGGAUGAGUGUGAAGAUGGAGGCGCAGAGCAGAAAUCAGCAGAUUCAUCAACGAUGCGAGAGCAGGAAGAGGAGGAAUGUCCAGCUGCUGAAGCUGACAAGGAAGUGGAGCAGAGCAGGACAGCAGAGGUGCUGGGUGUAGGCACAUCUCUUAAGGUGACCAUUCAGCGCAGCAGUGAGAGUCGAGCCUUCAGCACUGGAUCGGAGGAGGCAGCAGCCACUGCAGGCCUGGCCAUGGAAAAAGACAUGAGCAUGACUGCAGACAAAUACUGUUGCUAUAUCUGCAAUGUCACAUCUCCUGACCAACAUGAAUUUCAGACUCACAUGAUCAGUUUGGAACAUCAGCAGAAGAUGAUGGAGAUUCAGCACCUGAGCAACACCUGCCUGGCAACACUGCUACCCAAAAUGCACCAAUCACUCCAGGGCAAAUACAGAAACCUGCAGCGCUGGUGUGCAAUCUGCCAGUGUCACUUUACUGGUGAUCUUAUCGAACACAGAAGAACUAAAAAGCACAAGAUGGCAAAAGUCUGUUCCAGACCAUUCUGCACGGUGUGUGAGCGACACUUCAGAACUCCUCGCAAGUUUGUGGAGCACAUGAAGUCCCCAGAACACAAACAGCAGGUUGAGGAGCUAAAAGAAGAAGGAGGACCUGAAGUUAUGGAGGAACUCAUAACAUUAGAUGCCAUAGGUUGCUUUGAAGAUGAAGAGGAGUAUGAGGAAGAAGGAGACGAGGAGGAAGACAUGGUGUCUGAACAGGUUACUACAGCAGAGAUCAAUGAUAAUAAAGAGUUUGAUCCAGACACACAAUAUGGCACCAGUUUUGUAGUCCCUGUAGCAGGCUUCCUCUGUAAACUCUGCCAUAAGUUCUACCACUUUGAGUCCCGAGCUCGGGAGACACACUGCAAGUCUCUCACACACUACCAGAACUUACAGAAGUACAAGGCUAUGCUGAACCUACCUCAGGAGGAUGAGGAGAACCCAGCCAGUUGCUUGGGUAAUGUUCAGAAUGUUGAGAACAGCAGUGGAUGCACUGCAGAGAUGAAGGACAGACAUGAGGAGGAGAAGAACCAGACAGCUUUCAUUACACACCCAGCUGCUGCCCACACUAAGACGCAACACUCAGAAUCCCACCACAAAAGUCCAACCGCAAAACCAGUCCCUGAGUCCUGAUCCACAAAACCCUAGUGUGGAUGUAAAGUGUCUGACUGCUGAAAAUAUCCCUGAUUUUUUUUCCGCACACAAAAAAGAAACCUCUUAGUAAGUCUAAGGAAACCUCAAAGGCACAUUGAUGUACAUACAGUAUUACUGCUAUAGUGCUGAUUCUGAAGAUCAGAAACUAUAGUCUGUUACUCCUGUGAUGGAAAUAGUGCUUCGGGUUUAGAUUAAACUUUCUUUCUUUUUAGCCAGUAACUAAAUUAAAUUGUAUAGUAAGUUUAUUACUUGAUCAUACAUACAGGAACAUCAUCAGUUUAUCAGUUUACCUCAUCACUUUUUAAACAUCCAGAUAAUCAUUGUCCCUAUUUCAGUUUCUCGGGAUGUCCUGGUGAUCUAAGUAUUAUAACUCAAAACGUGUUUUGUUUUCCUUUUUUUAUACCAUGAAUUUUUUAAUCCGUCAACGCUUUGAACAUUAUUUUAUUAUUUAUAUAAGUAUGUUUCUGUUUUUAUUUUUACUUACGGUACAUAUUUUGUGAAACUAAAAUAUGAUGAAGAGGCUGGAACCACAGUGUUCUGUCCAAUUUUCCAAUUUUGUUAAUAUUCUCCACAUAGAAUUAUAAACAUUAGCUUGAUGUUUAAACUACUACAAAGACUGAUAUGGAUAUACUGAGAUGGAAAUGAAGCAUCACUUUCAACCAAGACUUAAUUUACUAGCCAAAGGAUUUUAAUGACCAUCACUAAAUAUUCUAAUACUUAAAAAUAAAGAUUUACUGUUUUAAA